This is a messenger RNA of Tetrahymena thermophila SB210, 324 nucleotides long. RefSeq names its product U6 snRNA associated-like-Smprotein. Gene Ontology annotation, molecular function: RNA binding. NCBI's taxonomy places the organism in Eukaryota, Ciliophora, Oligohymenophorea, Hymenostomatida, Tetrahymenidae. Gene Ontology annotation, cellular component: U6 snRNP; precatalytic spliceosome; U4/U6 x U5 tri-snRNP complex. The record is from RefSeq and is a predicted model, not a curated record. Gene Ontology annotation, biological process: mRNA splicing, via spliceosome. The transcript is spliced from 3 exons.
AUGGAAGAUAAAAAAGAUAAGUAUUAGCCAAUCAAGCUCUUAAAUCCUCUCGAAAAGCUACUUUUUAAAAAAAUAUAGAUAAUAACUACUGAUGGCAAGGUUUUGAUAGGUAUCUUGAAAGGUUUAGAUUAAGCUUUAAAUUCAAUAUUAUCAGAUUGUGUAGAGAGAGUUUUUUCAUCAGAAAAUAAUACCAAAACUAUUAAGCAUGGUCUUUAUUUACUUAGAGGUGAUAACAUUGCUGUAUUAGGUGAGGUAGAUGAAGAAAUAGAAAACUAAAUAAACUACGAUUCUAAAAUAUAGUGCUUAAAACCAAUAACUAACUGA